AAGAGUCGGUUAAACUUUCCCCUACCAACUUGAUGAACCACGACUUCUUUGCUAACACCCAAAUUGACAAUGGCGGUUCUCCAAAUCUGUAACAGUAUUCUAUCUCUAUUAAUCUUCAACAUGGCCAUGCCGUUUCUUCUCCGGUUAAACAAACUCUGACAGAAACACAGACCCCCAACUCCGUCUUCACGCUUCCCAAUACUCCUUUAACCGCCGUAAGAAACAGAAUAUUUCCCUGCAACUCCAAUUCCCCUGUCCCACUGCUUUCCCAACACUUCUAGCCGUUGCCCAUUCCCUUUUUCCUCUUCCUUUUCUAUAAAUACACUGCCCUCUCCGUCCCCAUUCUUCUGCUCUGAACUUGUCCCCCAUCGCCGGAGCUUCUUCGUCUCCGGUGUCGCCCUCUGUUUCGAUUGAAGAAGCUCCUCUGUUCGGCUCCAAUGGCGGCCUCUGUUCAUCAUUUCCUAUUGGCUUUCUUAAAUCUUCUGCUGUUGGUACCAGGUGGGUUUUCGAGGAGCUUUACGUUUGUGAACAAAUGUGAGUUCACGGUCUGGCCGGGGAUUCUGUCGAACGGCGGCGUUCCGCCUCUUCCCACCACUGGAUUCUCUCUCCGGACUGGGGAAUCCAAGACGCUGCCGGCUCCGGCGUCUUGGGGAGGGCGUUUCUGGGGGAGAACACUCUGCUCUGAAGAUUCCACCGGGAAAUUCUCCUGCGGCACCGGCGACUGUGGUUCUAACAAACUCGAGUGCGCCGGAAAUGGAGCGACGCCGCCAGCGACUCUGGCGGAGUUUACUCUCGACGGCUCCGGCGGACUUGAUUUCUUCGACGUUAGUCUUGUGGAUGGUUAUAAUCUUCCGAUGAUAGUGGUACCACAGGGCGGCUCCGGCGAUAACUGUACAAGCACAGGCUGCGUGGUGGAUCUAAAUGGCGCGUGCCCAACAGAGCUUCGUGUAACGAGUGCCGACGGAAGGGAGGGUGUCGCGUGUAAAAGCGCGUGUGAUGCGUUUAGCAAACCGCAGUAUUGUUGCACGGGCGCGUACCAAACACCAGACACUUGCCAGCCGUCGAUGUAUUCUCAGAUCUUCAAGAGUGCGUGCCCACGCGCUUACAGCUACGCGUAUGACGACAAGACGAGCACCUUCACAUGCGCCAGUGCUGAUUACGUCAUCACAUUCUGUCCAUCCCCAAACACAAGCCAAAAGUCAUCGGAGGCGCAGAACUCACCGGCGACGGCGAACCCAUCCUCCGGCGGUGAUGGUGCGAUGGUUUACGAAGGCGCAUCUCUGAUACAAAUCAACUCCGCGCCGUCGCAUGUAACCGGGAUUUCAGCGGUCGGUGCGGUGGCGAUUUGGUGGUUGUUGCAGCAGCUGUUCCUCUACUUCUGACCUUACCUACCCAAAAUCAUUGUACGGCCCAAGUCCACAACGCUCAUAUAACGGGGCCCACGAGUGGUGUUAAGUGGGCCAUUUGGGCCCAUACUAGGGCCCACGAGGAAUUGAUCCGUUGAUGUUAAAAGCCCACCCGACUCCACCGAAGGGUGACGAGGAUAAACGGGGAAAAAGAGAGGGGGAAGGGGCCAGCGGGCCGAAUGGGGAAAUAUUAGAUUUAGGUAAAGUUUAGGGCACGAUUUGGAAAUAUUAAUUUAUUUUGGGGUGGAUCGAUAAAGAAAGAGAAUGUGAGGAAAGGGGCGUUGGGGAUUCACUUACACAUAAUUAAGAUAAGGUUAUAAAGUGUGGGGGUAAUAAAUAAUUCACAUAAAAAUAUUUCAUACCAUAUGUUAUAAUUUAUAUUGCCUUUUAUUAUAUGCUUUUUUCCGUUUUAA
This is a messenger RNA of Cucurbita pepo subsp. pepo (vegetable marrow), 1819 nucleotides long. Its product is annotated as thaumatin-like protein 1b. NCBI's taxonomy places the organism in Eukaryota, Viridiplantae, Streptophyta, Magnoliopsida, Cucurbitales, Cucurbitaceae. The record is from RefSeq and is a predicted model, not a curated record.